AUGCUUAGCAUAUCGCGGCUUGUAGUCUCGGCACAGGUCCUGGUCUUGGAAGAGGACCUCAGGCGGCCACAUGCUCUGUCACCUGAGGUGGGGACAGAGAUCGGAUGUGCCUACUUGAGGAAUUGUGAUCCCUUGUUUGAGGAUGUCUUGGCUUGCUUCAACGUCAGCCUGGAGACGGGGCUCACACACAGUCAGGUUCUCCAACAGAGGCUGCGUCACGGCCCAAACGAACUGACGGAGGAGGAGAAGAAGUCCCUUUGGAAGCUGAUCCUCGCCCAGUUCGAAGACCUGCUGGUGCGAAUCCUGUUGGUCUCCGCCAUGGUCUCUUUCUUCCUGGCCUGGAUGGAUGAGAAAAGCAGCGAGGAAGGGAUCACGGCAUUUGUGGAGCCGCUAGUCAUCCUCCUAAUCCUCAUCGCGAACGCAUUUGUGGGUGUUUGGCAAGAGACCAAUGCAGAGAAGGCGCUGGAUGCUCUGAAGAGGCUUCAGCCUGAUACAGCCGCUGUUUUGCGCGAUGGAUGCUGGACCACUGUGAAUGCAUCCGGUCUUGUGCCCGGGGAUGUCGUGCAGGUCAAGGUGGGCGACAAGGUGCCAGCAGACCUGCGCGUGAUAAAGAUGAACAGCACAACCAUUCGUGUCGAGCAGUCGCAGCUUACUGGUGAGUCCCAGAGCGUGUCGAAAGAUCCGGCCGCCUGCCUGCCCUCGGAGACCAUCAUCCAGGGCAAGGUAAACAUGCUCUUUGCUUCCACAACGAUCUCCAAUGGCGCAUGCAUUGGCGUGGUCACUGCAACCGGGAUGUCGACCGAAAUCGGGGCGAUACAGGAUGCCGUGCAGCUGGCCGCAGGUGAGGAGGAGCAAACACCGUUGCAGCAAAAGCUGGAUGACUUUGGCAACUUGUUGGCGAAGGUCAUCUUUGCCAUUUGCGCGCUGGUAUGGUUGAUCAAUUACAAGCACUUCUUCGACCCUGUCCAUGGCUCCGUAAUGCGAGGCUGCAUCUACUACUUCAAGAUCGCAGUUGCUCUCGCGGUUGCUGCCAUUCCAGAAGGUCUACCGGCCGUGAUCACCACCUGCCUCGCUUUAGGCACAAGCGAGAUGGCGAAGAAGAACGCCAUCGUGCGCAAACUGCCCUCUGUGGAGACGCUGGGGUGCACAUCGGUAAUCUGUUCGGACAAGACCGGCACUCUCACCACGAAUGAGAUGUGUUGCACGAGGCUGGUUCUUCCUAUGUCGAGCUCUCAGAUGGUUUCCUACAUCGUGGAGGGCCACAGCUAUGCACCGAUCGGAUUGAUACAGGGUUUGGCCGAGGUGGACUGGCAGAAACAAGGCAACUUGCAAGCCUUUGCGAAGAUCGCAGCGGUCUGCAACGAGUCUAGGUUAGAAGUUGAGACAGGAUCAUUCCGAAGAAUGGGCGAACCGACUGAGGCUGCUUUGCUGACACUGGUCGAGAAGCUUGGUGUGCCUGACCCAUCACUACAUGGGCGGUGCUGGCAGAGACCUCGUGAGCGUGAAGAUGCGAUGGCCUUCUGCAAGUACUGGGGCUCCCACGCCCGCAAAAAGGCAACCCUUGAGUUCACGCGUGACCGGAAGUCCAUGAGCGUACUUUGCGCUGAGGCUGGUGGCGACAUGCUCUAUGUCAAGGGAGCUCCAGAGAGCAUUCUGGAGCGCUGCUCAAGCAUCCUCCUCCCCACUGGGCCGGUGGAGCUCUCUGCUGCCGGACGUCAGGCCAUCCGCAACAGCUUCGCGGCCAUGGCUUCCGAGGCACUGCGUACCCUGGCCCUGGCGCAGCGGCCCAGCUCCGAGGACCUUCUGACCUCACAGCUCCUUCGAGAUCCUGGCAGCUUCGUGCAGGUGGAGACAGACCUCACAUUUGUGGGGCUUGUUGGAAUGAUUGAUCCGCCUCGGCCAGAAUGUCUCCAGGCCAUACAGGAGUGCCGGCUGGCCGGCAUCAGCGUGGUGAUGAUCACUGGAGACAAUCAGGGCACUGCAGAGGCAAUCGCACGGAAGCUUGGGAUUCUGGCUGGCACGGACACCCUGGCCCAGGCAUCAUUCACUGGCAAAGACUUUGAGAGCUUGUCUGAUGGCGACAGGGUCAAGGUCCUGCAGCACAUCAUGGCGCAAAGAGAUAUUGAAGGAGCUGUGUUCUCCAGGACCGAGCCGAAGCACAAACAGCUGAUCGUCAAGAUCCUGAAGCAGCUCGGAGAGAUCGUGGCGAUGACAGGUGAUGGGGUCAAUGAUGCCCCUGCACUGAAGCAGGCGGACAUCGGCAUUGCGAUGGGCUUGACAGGAACGGAAGUAGCCAAGGAGUCUGCAGACAUGGUUCUAGCCGACGACAACUUCUCCACGAUUGUCGCUGCAGUGGAAGAGGGGAGAUCCAUCUACAAUAACAUGAAGGCGUUCAUCCGCUACCUGAUCUCUUCGAACAUAGGAGAGGUCGUUUCCAUUUUCCUCACAGCGGCACUCGGCAUCCCAGAAGGUUUGGCUCCGGUGCAGUUGCUUUGGGUGAACCUGGUCACGGAUGGGCUUCCUGCUACUGCGCUGGGCUUCAAUCCUCCUGAUCUCGAUGUCAUGUGCAGAUCUCCCAGGCGGGCAGACGAUGGGUUGAUCUCUGGCUGGGUGUUCUUUCGGUACAUGGUGAUCGGCAUUUAUGUCGGCAUCGCAACGGUCGGGAUCUUCAUCUACUGGUACUGCUUCGACGAAAGCGUCGAUGGCCACACUCUUGUGACUAUCUCUGAGCUCAUGGGGUGGAGCAAAUGCGCUGAGUGGGAAGCUUUUCUACCAAUGCCAUGUUUGGGACAGACGUUUCACAGCGCGCCAUGCAGCUACUUCACGGCUGGUAAAGUCAAAGCUUCUACACUGUCACUGACAGUUCUCGUGAUCAUUGAGAUGCUCAAUGCCUUCAAUGCGCUGUCAGAGGACGGAUCCCUGUUGCAACUGUCUCCAUGGACCAAUCCCUGGCUUGUGCUGGCUUGUUUAAGCUCUGUGAUGGUGCACUUUGUGAUCCUGUACGUGCCCUUCCUUGCGAAAGUUUUUGCAGUUUGUCCGCUGGACUGGCACGAUUGGGUUUUGGUGAUGGCAUUCUCGUUUCCAGUGAUAUUGGUUGAUGAGAUUCUGAAAUUCUUUGGACGCCGUUACCACAAGAACAACGAUGUGAGCUCAAAGCGCGAUCGACGCCAAUGA
Messenger RNA from Symbiodinium natans, 3174 nucleotides. The record is from the annotation of a GenBank genome assembly. NCBI's taxonomy places the organism in Eukaryota, Dinophyceae, Suessiales, Symbiodiniaceae.